This is a messenger RNA of Lepisosteus oculatus (spotted gar), 2163 nucleotides long. RefSeq names its product CTTNBP2 N-terminal like b (gene cttnbp2nlb). Lineage: Eukaryota; Metazoa; Chordata; Actinopteri; Semionotiformes; Lepisosteidae. The record is from RefSeq and is a predicted model, not a curated record.
CUGGGAUUUACCGUCAGAUUUUUUUUAACUAUUUUUUUUUGUCUUUUUGGAUGGGAAAAUUAAAGCAGCAGGAGCGGGACGCAUGAAGGAAUCCAGGAUGAAUAUGGACAACCUGAGUAAGCCGGAGCUGCUGAUGUUGUUCAGCGUGCUAGAGGGGGAGCUGGAGGCAAGGGAUCUUGUAAUUGAGGCCCUAAGGGCCCAGCACAGAGAUGCGUUUGUGCAGGAGCGCUAUGGGAAGUACAAUCUCAGCGACCCAUUCCUGGCCCUGCAGCGGGACAACGAGGUGGGGCGGGGCCUUGCGCAGCCGGAGAGGGGUCCACUGUGCUCCAGUCCGCUCACCAUCCUCAAACUGGUCAUGUCCCACUGCAAGAGGAUGCAGGAGAGGAUGCUGGCUCAGCUUGCCGCAGCAGAGAGCAGGCACAGGAAGGUCAUUGCAGACCUGGAGGAAGAGAAACGCCGGCAUGCCCAGGACACAGCCGAGGGCGAUGAUGUCACCUAUAUGCUGGAGAAGGAGAGAGAACGCCUCCUACAACAGCUGGACUUUGAGAAGGCGCAGGUGAAGAGGCUGGAGAAGGAGCAGAAGAAGCUGUCGGGGCAGGCGGAGGAGGACCGGGCGCAGCACAAGCAGCUGUCCUCCGCACUGGCCAAAGAAUGCAAGAGAGCCACGGCACGCGCGGCCGAGGAGAGCCAGCGGGUGGCCGAGCUCGGCCAGCGGCUGGAGGAAGAGCGGGGGGUGACCCGGGGGCUGCAGGCCGAGCUGGAGGCCGAGAGGAAGCGGGCCCUGCAGAUGGAGGCACGGGCGGAGAAGCAGCUGGACGAGUUUGACACCGAGAGGGAGCAGCUGAGGGCCCGGCUGAAGAAGGAGGAAGGUAGGAGCAAGGAGCUACAGGAGGAGGUAGAGAGACUAAGGAAGGAGCUAGCAGAGUUGAGGGGCAGAGAGGGCCUCCCCCUGGUGCCCACCAUGGCCUCCGUAGCCUGCCAGAAUGAAGCCUCAGCAAAGCCGGCAGCCAAAUCAUCCACCCAUCCUAAAAUGAAUGGGCAUUACCUCAAAGAUGGCGAUCCUUCACCAGGGGAGAAGACCAGCCAGGAAAACGGGGUGGAGAAUGGCGGCCUGCACUCCCCUGUCCAUCUCCACCAGAGCCUGUCCCCCACCAGCACAGCCUCCUCUUCCCUCACCUCCUCCCCUUGCUCCUCUCCGGUUUUGGCUAAGCGCCUAAUGGGGCUUUCUGCCACCAGCCCUGGCUACCAGUCCUCCUACCAGGCUGGCAUCAACCAGCGCUUCCAGGCUGCCCGCCACAAGUUCCAAGCCCAGGCGGAGCAGGAGCAGCAGGUCGGCGGGGUGUCUCCUCGUUCCCCCCGCGACCUGUCGCCCACCGCUGCCGAGCAUAGCUCCGCCAAGCAGCUGGCACGCAACACUGUCACGCAGGUGCUCUCCCGCUUCACCAACCAGCAGAGCAAACCGGGCUCCCCUAGCAACAGCUCCCCCUUCGGCACGGACUAUCGCACCCUGGCCCCACCACCCCAUUCCCGGGGUGAUCAUUCCCCAACUGCCGGCAAGGUCUCCAGCCCGCUGUCGCCUGGGAUCAAGUCUCCCACUAUCCCCCGGGCCGAGAGGGGCCACCCACCCCCCAUCCCUCCCAAGAAACCAGGUCUGGCCCAAUCUCCAGCCUCCCCAGUACCGCCGGGCAGAGCCAGCCAGUUUCCAGAGCUCUCCGGCAGCUGCGGCCUCACCUCCUCCCCCGAAGCGGCUAAGGAGCCCGAUCUGGUGAUGUCAACCACCAGCUAACCAUGGCCACACCCACCUUCCCAUGGUGCACCCCUUCCUCCGUCAGCAUUCCACACUCUGUACUGACAGACUAAGUUUGAAGAAACACUGUUUUAGUUAAUUUAUUACAGUUGAUAUGUUGAAUUUUAUUCCUCAUAGAUGAAGUUGUAACCUUUCUACGUGUACUUCUGUAUUUAUCAUUAUGUUUAUUAUUGUCAGAAUGAGAAAAUUGACAUUGAAUUCUAAAAACCUUCACUGAUUCAGCUAUGUCCAGUUGAAGUGAGUCCAGCAACACAGAGUCACUUAUGCCACAAAUGUAUGGCCUCCUCAUGUUUUAAAGAAAUUUUGCUUUGAAGCGCAUAUAAGCUUAUAAAUAGUAUUAUGUUUUCCAAACUCCA